CGGAUGAUAAAUAUUUAGAUAAUCCCAUAUGAUGUACAGAUAUAUUUACCAGUCCGAUCAUCCAUUAGAUUGGAAUUUCAAUCUCACCACGAAGUAACCUUCUAUUUCGACAAUCAUUUCUUUUUUCCCACCUGCCACCAUGCCUCCAGCAUACAAACGUCUCGACCGCGACAACUGUGCUUUCCUGUUUAUCGACCAUCAGUCCGGACUUAUUCAGUUGGUGCGCGACUUCGAGCCUACAGAGUUCCGGACCAACGUAUUGGGUUUGGUGAAGACCGCCGCUUACUUCAAAGCACCCUCCGUCCUGACCACCUCAUUCGACACUGGCCCCAAUGGUCCUAUUGCCCAGGAAAUUUUGGAUACCCUGCCUGAUGCUCCGUUCAUCCGGAGACCGGGCCAGGUCAAUGCCAUGGACAACGAGGACUUUGUCCAGGCGGUAAAAGCAACCGGAAAGAAACAGGUAAUCAUCAGUGGUGUUCUCACCGAAAUCUGCGUCGCAUUCCCGGCGCUGAGUCUGAUUGAGCAGGGCUACGAUGUAUUCGUUGUGACGGAUGCUUCUGGCACCUUCAAGGAACAUACAAGGGAAGCAGCUCACAAGCGGAUGGCACAAGCAGGCGUGCAACUCUUGAAUUGGGCCGCGGUGGCUGCUGAGAUGCAGCGAGACUGGCGUCGGGACAUCGAAGGCUUUGGCAAACUUUGGACCGAUCAUGUGCCUGGAUAUUGGUGUUUGAUGCAGAGCUACUCGAGUAACCCAGCAAACACGAAGUAGGCGGUUAAGCUCUGACACCUAGUAUUUACUGCGAUCAAUUUGGCACAGCAGUAAAGGCAACAUCUGUGAUAAUCGAAGGAGGUCUUUGGACCACUGUGUUAUCAUGGACGCCCUGGAGAAAAGCAGGUUUUUAUUGAAUCAAUAUAAUGAUGCCAACAUAC
Molecule: messenger RNA, 930 nt
Organism: Aspergillus melleus
Lineage: Eukaryota; Fungi; Ascomycota; Eurotiomycetes; Eurotiales; Aspergillaceae
Product: hydrolase
Exons: 3
Coding region: 140-769 (209 amino acids)
Source: RefSeq, a predicted model, not a curated record